AUGGAUUGGCCUGCUAAUAGCCCUGAUCUCAAUCCUAUUGAGAACCUUUGGGACAUAUUAAAGAGAAGACUACAAAGUCGUCCACAAGCACCAGAUCUUCAAACUUUGGGUGGAAAUCUUCGAGAAAAGUGGAACGCCUUUUCUCAAGAGAUUAUUCGGAGCCUCAUUCAGUCUAUGGCAAAUCGACAAUGUAACUCCACGCCUAAUAUUUUUGGCAACUACCUGGAUUUGGUACUAUCUGAUUUGCCAUGUGUGGUUAGCAAGGCUGAACCUCUGCUACCCGAAGAUGCUUAUCACCCAACAUUAGACAUUACGUGUAACAUUGACACGCAACUGCAUUCCAAUCUCUCCUCCGGGAAAUCCCUAAAAGCAUACAAUUUUCGCAGAGCGGACUACCCACUAUUAUACGACCGAUUUUUUAAUACUGCAUGGUCUUUCUUGGAGACAGGGCAUUUUGACAACAUAAAUGAUAUGGACUUCUCCAGCUGGUUCACAAGGGAUAUAAUCAACAACUUAAAAGAAAAAUACAGACAGUUCAGAAUUUACAAGUGCACCAACUCCGUUAUUGCAUUAGAAUCCUUCAAGCGUCUUCGCGCACUCACUAAGAAACAAAUCAAAGAGGCCUACUCAACAUAUGAACAGACGAUCCAAAACAAUCUGCAAACUCAACCUCAAGAUUUAUGGAAAUUUGUGAACCAGAAGCGUAAACAUUCCCGCAUACCAGGCAUUAUGGAAUAUGAAAACACUCAGCUUUCCGACACAUCUCAAAUACUGGAUGCUUUUGGAUCAUUUUUCCGAAGUGUAUACGAACAGAAGCAGGACAAUUGGGAUGGCUGUCCUGUACAGCUACCACUAAAUUGUGUUUCCCUGAUUGGACUUGAUGAAUCCGAUGUUCUCAAUGCGCUGAGAAAACUGAAAGCUAAGGUCACUGCAGGACCUGAUAGUGUUCCCUCUUUCAUUGUUAGAGACUGUGCAGCGGUCUUCUCUAAAGCGCUUACUAAGAUUUUUAACUUGGCUCUACGUACUAAUACUUUCCCGGAUGCCUGGAAGAAUGUGAAGAUUUGUCCAGUAUUCAAGUCCGGUAAUGUCAACGGCACUGGUAAUUACAGACCGAUUGCCAUUUUAUCAAACUUUGCCAAGGCUUUUGAAAUGUACAUAUUUACGAAAUUAUUUCCCUAG
Molecule: messenger RNA, 1179 nt
Organism: Sitophilus oryzae (rice weevil)
Lineage: Eukaryota; Metazoa; Arthropoda; Insecta; Coleoptera; Curculionidae
Exons: 3
Coding region: 1-1179 (392 amino acids)
Molecular function (GO): nucleic acid binding
Source: RefSeq, a predicted model, not a curated record